UGAGGAGUCUGGUGACUAGCGAGGAACGCCUGGCCUUUUUUACUGUUGGAGGAAAAUUUGCGGGAAGUCUCUUUCAUGCAUUCUUGACAAUAGAACUUGCUCCCUGGCAAUACAAGCUGGAGUGAAUCGUUUCCUUGUGGGGGUAAUGCACCUGACUGAACAAAUUUAUUCCUAAGGACGGUAAGUUAUGUUUUUUUUUUCAAUCUUUUUCUGGAUCAAAACUUCUCAUUCGCCAUACCAUACGUGGAUCGAUAGAUUGAUCGCUUCAUUUAAGCUGAAAGGGAUAGUUUAUACCCAAAACCGCAACUUUGCCAAAAGAUAGCUUACGACCUCAUUAAAGAGAUUGACAAAAAAGUUCAGUCUUUGCUCAUUUGCUGAAAACGAGACUACAGUUUGUUUAAAAUUGAUAACUUGUACAGUAAUAUUUCAAAUCUGCCCAGCUUGAAUUAUCUCAGUCUAGUCUGUACCUUCAAAAGGUUUGGUUUCCUUCAAAGUGCUCAUCUUUUAAAUAAAUCACUCUUCCUUUAUUGCUUUCGUCAAUGAUAUAAAUGUCUAUUGUAUUUAUUUUUACAUUAUAUGCUAUUCGCUCGGCCUCAGUUGAUCAAAGGUUUAAUAGAUAUGUAUAUAGAGGAUAUUACACGGUGGCGCGAAGAUAUGUAUUUUAUUUUCGAGUGGCAAAACAAUAUUUUAUGAACGAGCGCAGCGAGUGAGUAAAAUAUUGUUUUUGCCACGAGAAAAUAAAAAUAUUCAUAUCUUCAAGCCGCCAGGUAAUGUUCUUUUUAUCAUAUAGACAAAAUGACAUCGAUAAAAUAAUAGAGGGAAAUUACCAAAAUUACGUCAUCGAUAAACUCAUGUGGGAGAUUAUGGAAAAUAAACCACUCGGGUCCCGGAUGUAAUUUUUAUGAAUUUUACGAGUGGUAUAUUUUCCGGUAAAACACUCGUGUCUAUAUAAUAAAAUAGACCAUUUUAUAGUUGCGGACUUAGUAUUCAAACCUUUGGAUGUGUGUGAGGCUGAGGUUGACCUUGUUUUGAUACAAACCUCUUUCCUUUAAUAAUGGGAAUUAUUCUUGAAAAACACUAGUUAGCAUAUGAGAACAACGUGAUUUACCUUAAAAAAGCAAAAAGGGUUGAAUCAAAACAAGGUCAACUCCACCCUUGUUUUCACCUGUAACUGUAAAAUGGGCUAUUUGGCUCAUUCAAAGAACAGUCAUGUCCAAUACUGCUGCACUGUUAGGGAUUGUUAAGAGCAGUUGAUGGACUAUACACUCCAUCAGGAAGCAACGUUAUUCUUUUAAUGUUUGUGUGGAACUGUUAAAGCAAAGAUUAUUUUUCUUAUUUAACAAAUUUUACACUCAAAUAUACCAACUCUCCCAGUUUAUCCCAGAAUAAUCUCUCUCUUCUAAUCUCCUGUAUGGGUCACCAAAUCAACUUCUGAGUUUUUUUGUGUUUUUGUUUGGAACUUAGCCCAUUUUUCAUGGACGGCACUUUCAUUAGCAUUUAACAUUUGGCUAUACAUGUACAUGUAGCUAGUGCAGGUUUGUUCGUUUUGUUGGGUAGUUAUGCCAUUGAGAAGGAGCAAUAUAAACUAUAUACAGUUAAGUUAAAAACAUAUAAUUCAGAUUUAUUUUCAGCACACAAAAUUAGAUCCUUUUCAAAAUCUCAUCUCUUAAAAUAUUCUUAAAAUUUUGCAAAUUUCAGUUUCAAUAUUCUUAUAAAAAAGAAAGAAUGUAAUAGGUUUAGGGGUUGGACUUCAGGGCUGAGUAUUCUGUAUUAGCCCGCAGAGCAGGCAUUUUUUUAAUGAAAGCGCAACCCAGAGGACCAUUGAUCUCAGCCGCCAUCCUAAAAGCCACUAGAAAACUAAGGGAGGAGGGGUAGGCAAGAAUGAGGGUUGGGAAAAAGAGGAAAAAAUGCCUGCCAGAAGAGUCUAUGAAAUUGCCGAAUGCCCCCCUAAUUAGUUGCAACUGACUGCAUUUCCGGAAAUGCAUUCGCAGCCAAUGAAAAUUGAUUUCUUUUUUUUUUCCUGAAGCCACAAAUUUACUCCAACAUUGAUGGAAAUAAAAGUGUUGACAGGCCAAACAUGACCCAUAAGCUCUUGGUACAGCAGUGUGAAGUGUGACCUUAGGGUUUGCCAGAGAGAAUUAGAGGUUUUUCUUCUUUUUACCAGGCAGAUUGUAUAAUGCAAUGGAGUGGUUCAAAAUUUGACUGAGUAAAUCUUACUUUUGCCACUAGUCUAACAUUUAGGGGUCAUUAAACUGGUCUGCAUAUUGAUAGACUGUUCACACUCCUCUAUUUUUCCGUAAGAUCGUCGAGAUCGAGCACUUUGCGUUUCGGGCUGCAUCUUGCGUGAGUGUCAAAACUACUUAGGGGGUAGGGGGCGGUUUGGGAGGAAGCGAGAAAAAUAGAGGGACUGUAAUAACAUCACUGCAGCUCGCGUUCAGGAGGCGUGACAGGAAUUUCACGCCUUUUACCAUUCAUUAAUUAAGAAACUCCGCUGGCGAUGAAAAACAUGCCAGACACAUUUAGCAUCGAUUACGUGUGUUUACAAAUAUCUCCUUUCGAAACAGUGAUUUUAUAAUGUUUCUAGGCCAUUCCUACAAAUAAUAUCGGCAAAGAGGCACGAAAGAAACAUUUUCCUAAUCGAAUCGCUAAGCAUGCUCGCUUGACCAUAGACUAAAACGGUUAAAACGUUCCGAUAAAAAGCCAGGCAUUUCUGACAGGUCAUCUUUUUUGCGUCGGCGUUGCGUUAAAUUUCAUUUCGUUUGGCAGAAACUGUGUUACAACAUUCCCGCGGCCGGGCUGCUUCCAAAGCAUGUUGGCUUACGUGAUUCAUCCGCAAAAUACCAAAAAUCGUUCGUGUGUUUGCGCAAGGUGUACCUUAUGGUAUGAAAGCGUGCAUUUUACAGAAACGACGACUUGUCAACGACUUGUCAGUGUCUGCAACUUAAACUAAACCCGUUGUCAACGCAAAUUAACAUCUAUUGUCUAAUGACCAAUCAAACGCCUGCGUUGCUGGUACAACGCGCUCCGUGAACACAAACUGCAGUUAUGUUAUUACAGUCCCUCUAUUUUUCUCGCCCACCUCCCCCUAGAGCUAUAAUCCCCCACGCCCGCCCCCUCGGUACAUUUGAAAAUCAAGAUGGCCGUCAUUAACGGUAAGACGUGCUAUAUCUCAACGAUCUCACGAAAAAAUAGGGGACUGUGAACAGUCUAGCAUAUUGAUUGUUUUUUCCCUCCCCUCCCCUAUUUUGACCCAUCAACCUCUCCCUUGGAAUCGUUUUUUGACUCACCCCAAAUCUCUGUCAGUUCAAUGUCCAAAUCAUUUGCACUGCAAAAUACACUUGCUUUGCAGGCUACUCCUAUAUAAAAUGAUGCUAAUUCCCCUCCCCCCCCCCAACCCAGCCUCCUGGCUGCCCACAGACACUAUAAGGUUCUCAUCGCAAGUACUGAUAACUUGUUAACUUGUUAACUUUUGUUAUGUCUCACAAGGGAGCUAAGAAAGAAUGGUCUCUUGCUGUUGUUUAAUUAUAAAUUUUCAGUCUCAAAUUCUGGUCACAACCUUCGCUUUAAGCUGACUGUAGCAAAUUCUAAUAUGGCGUCUCAAACUUGAACGGAGAAGCCGUGCACAGUUGUUAUUUUCUCUCGGUUCUUCACCACAAUAGUUUGAUCACCUCAUGAUCUGUUGUUAAUGAGAAGCAGGUGUGACAACAGGUAACCCAGGCUCUCUGUGAUAGUACUACGGUACAGUUCCGGUAAAAUUACAAUGUUUGUAUGGGGAAAAAAUACGAUCCUCAAAUUUUCUAGGAAUACCAAAUAAAGGUCAAUGAAACUUACUCUGCAGCUAGUUGUUGUUGUUAUUGUUGUUAAUUUGGUCAAAUUCACCCUCCCAUGGAGGGUGAAUUUGAGCAAAGUAUCACAAAAAUUCCUUUGAGCAUAAAGGACAACAACAACUAACUGCAGAGGAAGGUUCAUUGACCUUUAUUUAGUAUUUCCUACGAAUUUAAGAUCGUAUUUUCACCCCAUGCAAACACUAUAAUUUUACUGGAACCGUAGUGUGGUGUCUAGUGUGGUACCAUCAAAGAGCCUGGGUUACCUCGUGUGACAACAGCUUGUGACGCAAUCGAGCUCUUUCGUUCAAAAAACUUUUUCCUUGGUCACAUAGCGGCUAAUUACGUAUCAUACCAUUACAUAUUUCCUGUCAAAUUAUUUCUACAAACCGUUAAUUGCUUUUCUGUGACCAUGAAACUCAAAAAAUGGAAAAAGAAAAAAAAGUUGGGCCGGGGGGGGGGGGGGGGGGCGUGGGUUAAUUUUUGCUGGGUAUGUGCCACUGGCCUCUCAAAGCCCCUACCCCAUUAUAGUCUAUUCUUUGGCCAGUUAUAGACCCCAUCUUCGUCACUUUUGGGAAAAUGUAAUUUUUGUGAUCCCAACUUAGUAACUUUCUGUUUGUGCAUCUACUUUAUAAAGCCUUUUAACUACGUUAUUCAUGAAAUGAAUUUACACAUUGGUUAAACUUACUGAAGUAAAAAUCUACCCAUUUUCAAAUCCCCACCUACCCCAAAUUCCGACAAAAAGUAAUCCCAUUCUAGUAAAUCCAAAGAAAAUGCAACCCCAUUAUGGUCAAUCCAGCUGCGAAAAUGUGACCCCAUCCAGCUGCACAUCCCCAUUAGCCUAUUGCAUACACCUUAUUCGAUGGUUUAGCAUAUAAUACGUGCGGAUAUUUUGCGAGUUGCGUAAAAUAAAUUACGAUCAGUGAGCAAAAUGUUAUUAUAUGCCAAACCAUCGAAUAAGAGGUUUGUUAUUCCACCACAAAAAAAAACCCAAAUUUUAUUUUGGCUUCUAUUUUCAAUUUUAUUUCUGUCCACCGGUUCGUCCAGUUUAGCCACAGUUACCCCUUUUGCAUCCGCCGGUAUUCGCCCUGUUGUAAACCACAGGACACUACAGUGUAUUACGGCCUCGUAUUUGCGCGGUGGAAUAAUAAUGCAUCGGUCAAUUCCAUCUGCGCCCCCCACCCCCUUCCCCGGGCUGACCCCCGGGCAUUAGAUUUUUUUUGCCUUGGAUGGCAAAUUCCCAGGGGUGGGGUGGGUGCCCCGUCCUCCGUCGACACUGCAACAUUUUUCAUUGAUUGUGCAGUCGAAUAGUGCCGUUUUGAACAUUUUAAUAUGCGAUUUUUUGUUUUAAGUAACGUCUUCCUUUGUAAUAGCGCUUGGAUUCCUUACGCCGCGACGACAUGCACCAGUUAAUGGUUUUAGUAUUGAUAUAAAGUUAAAAUUAAUAGAGUUCUGUAAAGUUAUAAGUUAUGAAUAGGUUAUAAAUAUGAAAAGAUGUUCUUCAAAUAAUAUCAAGAGAAAUUUGAUUCACUAACCAAAAAACGUUGAUUCACGUCGAUAGCUCUCGAGUUUCGCUAUGCAAUAAUGGCUUGAUAAACAAUGAAGAAAUCCAUGCAUAAAAUCUAGAACAUGCCUUUACAACCCCCUGUCGUUGACAGAUGGGCUAAUCUGCUUUUUUUCCAGUAAUACCCUCUGUGUACUUCUAUUCUGGUAGGAAACCGUGUUCGUCUCAAAGCUCGGGAAUUGCCCCGGGGUUGGCAAAUGCCCGGCCCCCUGGCAGCGCAAAAUUUGCAAAUGCCCCACCCACGGGACUGAAAAGGCGCGCAAAUUCCCCGCAGUAGCCCGUGGGGGGGGCGGCUAGGCGCAGCUGAAAUUGACUGAUGCAUAAGAGGAAGUAUUCCCCUCCCCUUCCACCGGGAUUUGGGCUCGACUAGAGGGUGGCUCGCGUUUAGCUCGUGAAACGACCAAACUCCCUCACAGUUACCUACUGAUCAAUAAGGCUGAGGACAAUAAAUUGAAGUUUGUCUGGUUAUAUUUCAUCUCAACUCUUGUUAAGAUGUCAGCUCAUACUAAACCAUGACGUUUUAAAUCACCCAUAGUCAAAUUAAAUCUCAUCUUCAACUCAUCCCGAUAUUUGACCAUGGUAAGGUCCAGGUGCGAGCUCUCACAGCUUACAUCACCACCGAUGCAUUCACCGUAACGAAGCACAGAACCGAUGUUUGGUUCAACAUGAAAUGCUGUGUAGUACGUUUCUGAUGGAUUUAUGAUAGCAUUUAAGUCUAUAUAAAAAGUUUUCUUGGGCGAAACAACACAUCUAGAUUGUCCAAAUGUACGAGAAGAAGCCUUGAAAUUGAAUGUUUGCGUAAGAAGUUGAAGUUUCAGCUGAAGUUUUGAAUUGUUAGUUGCAGAUUUACUUGUGUCAAAAGUAAAGAUUUGAAAACAGUAGCCUGCCGUGUCCUCGUCACCCAAAUUUUGAAACAUUUCGGGAGUUUUCCGGUAUUUAAAAGGAAUAAUGAAUUCGUCAAGGUUGUUAAAACCUACAUAAUCAAACCGCUCCAAGUUUCUAUACAUGCAGUCGUUAAGCGCCAGGGUUUUUCCGUUAUCUUCAGUGUUUAAAGAUAUGUACUCUUGUAUUUCCCAUGGCAAGAUAGUUGCUAAUCCCUUCUGUUUGUAAUAUCGCAAAAUUUUAAGAGUCUUUUCUUCAACUUUUGAGUUAUAAAACGUGAUAUGGGACACGCCCAAAAUCUGGGACAGUUCUAUGAACUCCACGAGCCUUGCCGCGGGAAUAUCACCACCUAUGGGCGGAACGCAAAGGCUAUAAGGUUCGACUUUUAGCCUGCGGUCGACUAGAUGUAACGGAAUCUGUUUGGUGUUUUCAGACGUUUGCCUGUGUGAUUCGGGAUCAAGGGAAAUGUUAACCGAACACAGUGUAUAACUGUCGAUUUCCUCUGGGAGCUCGCACGAUGAUAUAAAUCCGUGAUAGAAAUAUUCGCCAUGGUUAUUUUCGAAUUCUUCAACUUCUACGAUACUACUAAAGAACUCGUACGUGUUUAAGUCCAUGAAAUGGCAGUACAUUUCUGGAAUCUCACCAUAAGCUGGCAAAAAUGAAAUCAGACGAAUGAAAGCUUGUUGCUUGAACCUGAAGUCCAGAAAUGCUGAAUAAAUCACGCUUCCUGUUACGAGCUCGUGAAAUUGUAACUUCUCGUCGUCAGCCCUCAACAAACAUUCUUCGUAAGUUGGUUUUUGUACUGGGAAUAAAUUCUCCUCCAUCGCCACUGGCUCUAAAACUUCGCUGGCAAUUUUUUCCCGGUGUGAACUGGGAAAGUGUUUUGCUUGUCGAAGACCUUGCUCUGUUGUCGUGAUUUCGCGAGAGACUUCCUCUUUCAUGUUUAAAGCGGCAAAAUGUUGUGAAAUGUGUCGUGAAUUCGCCCGUAGGUUGAAAAAUACAAAAACUGAUUGUGCAAAGACGAUUCCCACACUUACAAUCACGCAGACUCUUUUCAUAAGUUUCUUCAUCCGCCUUCUGGUCAUGUUCAGUUUGAUCAACGUGCUUGGAAAACACAUGAAACCAAUAUAAACAACCCUUUACUGGUUCGCUCUUUGCUUUAGGCAAAAAGCACUCGUAGAAAUUUGAUAAUAAAGAUACGAUCUUUCAGCAACUGAUAUGAAAAGCGGCCCGAACUCUAUAUAAGAAGUUGUUAGUUUGACGGGAAUCUAUUUACACCUUGCUUUAAUCAAUUAAGAAAAACAUAACAGUACAAUUAUCUCCUUGCCGGAUGUGUUUAAAACACAUUUUUAUUGUCAAUUUGCUAACAGAUUUCAUGUAACAAGAAAUGCAAGUCUUUGGCAAUGUAAAUGAACGUAGCUUCUAACCCCCAAAAAGAAAACUACAGUGGAUUAAUGUAGCUUUUAAUUUGUGUGGGUGAAAUUUAAAGUGUGACCAUUCAAAUGAAAGCUACCGAGCAAUACUUUCCCGUGGCGCUGUUUAUUAUGCUAUACAAGGUGGUUCUAACUUUUGAGUUUGUGGAUGAAAUCCUAAAUUUUGACCACUUAAAUAAAAGCCACUGAGUAGUGCUUUCCCGUGGAACUGCUUAGUAUGUUAUACAUGCAAGUUGAGAUGACUCUAAAUUACAAAACUAUACGCUAUGUAAAAGAGAAGGAUUUUCCCGUGGAACUUUUGCGUUUGGCACCCAAUUUACGACUUUUUAUCACUUUUUGUCGAAUUUUUCUCCAGUGACAUCUCUUAUUUGAAUGAGUUGAUAAUUUUAUCUUCUAUUGUCGAGGCUUGUGUAGUUUGUUUUUUUUUAAGUAUUCUUCAACAUAAAGCGUGUGUAUAUAUGUGGUUUUCAUAAGCACGGGCAUAUUUACUCACAUGUUGCAUCCACUAACAUUUUUCAAACUUCAAACUCAAAGCACAUGAUAGAACUUGUAAGAUGAAUUUGUCAUUUGAAAGGAAAGGUCAUCCGGACCGGACAUGGAUACUGCAAUCAAUUUGCUUUCACGUUCCGAUCAUUCUUAGCCAUUUUUAGUUUGUUUUAUCUUACCGUGAUAAAUUGAUUGAUAAAGCACCUAUGAAAGUAGUUAAUCCAUCUGCGAAACUUGAAAAAUAAAUCAUACUUUGUGAAAUACGGUUUUAGAGGUUUCGUUUGACUGGUAAUAAUCUUAAUUUUAUCCGCUGACUCAAAAGUUAGAACUCCCUUACUGACUCCAUUGUCGCUUUCGGGGUUAAGUUUCUGCCGAUUCAAAGGACUGAUCCUAGAAUCUCUUAGCAUUAGCUGAACCCUGUUUGAUUUUAAAAUGGCAUCCGACUGACACUGAAUUGAACCGGGCCAAUCCAUAAUUUCAUCCUGGAUGAAAACGUCGAGCCACAUGUGAAGCUAAAAACCAUUACUACGCACACAGAAAAAAACUAGUUUAAUUCAAGGAAAGAUUUUAAAAAAGCACACACACAAACAUUUGACCACUAUCGAUCGAUAAAUGUCGGAAGUGAGUUUUUUGUAUUAUAUCGAUGAUCCCCUUUUACAAGCGACUUUUUGAAUUAGAAAAUCCUUUUGGAAUUAAUGUUGAGUUUCUGUUGGUAAUCGAGCAUGUACAGAAUGUUUGUGGAAACGCCUUUCGACACGCAAUUUGAUAACAAUAAGCAAGCUAUAACGAAACUAGAUAGAUAGCAGUGGCCCCAUAUUCGACUGAAAAAUAUGCCUAGCUAUAGAGAUGACAAGGAAACUAAAACUAAAAUAUUUUGGAGUUAUUUGUAUCUGGCUUCUAUUUGUAUAACAGGCGCGUUUCUUCUUCACCUUACAGUCGAUCAACUGCAAGAAAAAUGAACGCGAAAGGAAGUUUGAUAUUGAUCAGCAUAAUCCAUGUCUUUAUACAGGGUGAGUGUUAAUCUGUUAAUCAAUUUCAAGGUCUUUAACCACUAAAUAGGGACUUAAAGCAACAACCACGGAAGGUUCUGGUACGGUGACCGGAAGUAUUUUUUUCCCGCCACUCGUCAAGGCGUCAAGUUCAAAGUAUCACGGCGGCUAUAGAGGUCAAAACGUCGCUGUUCAAUAAAAAGUGAAUUCGCAUUUUUUCAUUCUUUUUCGCGAUUACUACAAGUCGCUUAUUUUGUCAAAUGUAGGCAAACUCAUAGAGGAAAAAAGUUCGUCUUCGUUUGUUUACUUCAGGCAUCAAUAAAACGUGAAGUUAGGCAUUUUCACGUCGUGGCCGUGCAGUGAUCACAAAGAAAUGUUGAUAGAACAAUAGGAUAUUAGGAGCACGUGCAAAGUUGUUGAUUUGCUAAUUCAAAAACUUAUUCACUGGCCGUAUACUGCGCUUCCCGAAUACGUAGAAGAUCAUGGCUGGCCGUAGUGUCUAAUACGUUAAGUGUUUAGUGGCAUUUUACGUGCUUAGAACGCCAGUGUAUAUCUGAAACAGAAUCGCAAGAUAUACGCAUUUUAUCCUUUUUUUAAUAGUCAUCCUUGGAAUUUUCUGAAUCAAAGGUUCAUUUUUCGAUCAUGAGCCUCAAAUUUGAGUGUUAAGCAAGUGAAAAAUGCAGCCAAAUACGCCAGGAGCCCAUCAAAUGGAGCCUCCAUCUCCCAUACAAGCCCUUGGAGUCAACCCUUUCCCGAGUAGAUUUAUAAUUAGAACGGUUCCCAGGGGAGAUUUCGCGCGCGGACGAUGGGAAGAGCCAAUCACAACGACGUAAUGACACUGCUAUUGUACUUCAUCAAACAGUAGGAAAUUCGGUGUUGACAAGCCAAACACAAUCAUAAGCUAGUGAAACGUGACUUUUGCGUUUUCAUCCCAUUUGAUGGGCUCCUGAAUACGCAAAAUACAGUUGACGGGAAAGAGGAUUUCAUAAUGGAUAUCAUCUCACCAAGUGGUGUGAAUAAGACUGAUAAAACACAAGGAAGGCCUGAAUUUGACCAUGAAUCGCCCUUUUUUACGAAAGUUUUUUUUUACAUUUCCUUUCCGUGGGGGUCACUGCACGGCUUUACCCUCAUGAAGGGUUCGCCAACAUUUGACAGAGUAAGCGAGUUGGAAUAAUCGCGAUAAAGAAUAAAAGAACAGGAAUACACCUUUCAGGGACGUUUUCACCGCUAUAGCCGUCGUGAUAUCUUUAAACUCGCUGACUGGCGUUGACGGGUGGCGAAAAAAAUUACUUCCGGUCACCGUACUAGAACCUUCCGUAGUCUUUGCUUGAAGUCCCUAUCUUUGCCCAGGGCUCUUCGACUCCAUGUCUGUUCAUUACUGCCUUUAGCUAGUAUGCCUGUAGAGUACAGUAUGUUGCCCAGUAUCCGGACACUUCAGUUUAAAAUUGCAAUAACUUUCCUUUGUUAAUCGCAAGAGCUCUGAAAUUUGGCCCAGAAAAAAUCUAUCUAGUCCUUAAUAUGACGAAAGAUAGUUUAACUUUUUUGCCUUUGUUUCCAUCGCGAAAUUAAAAUUUUUGCAGAGCUCCUAUGUUGCCCAGUAUCCGGACACAGCAAUAACAACGUAAUUGUACAUAAAUUUCGAUAGGCGAGCGACUUAUAAGCUUCUCUUGCACUUGCAAAGUAGUCUGGCAAUCGAUUCCGAAAAUAUAACCUGGCAUCGUGAAAUAAAACCUAACAAAUGACUGGGGUAUGGUGGGGAACGCGAGCGGCUGUUUUAAAAAUGGUAUAAUUCUCACUUCUUUGUCUAGGAACUUUUUCACUGAUUUAAGGAAGGUAUCCGUAGACAUGCCGAAGCCGCAGUUUGCAAGCUCAAUUAGCCAAUCUGCAAACGACUUUCUUUCUUCAUUUUUUAUUUAAAGAAAAGCUUGGGGAAGGGACCUCAACCCGACAGUCAAAGGUCACUCUCCUAUUUAGUCUGACCUGCAGUGUUGAUUUCUUCAGGCUCAGUCCCCACAACGAGCCUGCUUUUCUAGCACUAAUUCUUCCUUCUUUCGCAUCUCUCAAUCCCUUUGUGACAUUUUUUAGACCAUUGCAACCCCAUUCUAGCAGUCCCAACUGGGGAAAGUAUGAGAAUUCCAGGUUCAACUCAGACGCUUUCAGUUAUAUAUAGAAAAUGCAGGCACGCGAAACAAGCCGUGCACACGAAAUCAAGUCGACUCUGAAUGAGUGGAGAAAAUUUCCGUGCGGAGUUGAGUAGAGUUACAUUUUACGACUAUAUCAUAUAUCCUAAGCUUUAAUUAUAGUUACUGAUAUGAAAUAAAUCUUAUCCGGAGAAUGUACACAACUAAUUCAUCGAUUCUGUACAGCAAAGAAAAAACUGUCCGGAUACUGGACACAUGACAUCAAAACUUAGUGAAUGUUUCUGGCUUCCGUUAUUCCAAACAAAUCGAAUUUCAAGAAGAAUUAAUAAACUUUCUGAAAACCUGACUUCCUUAAGUAUCUUCACUUUAAAAAUAAAACAGUUUCUUUGAAAAUAUAACACAUUACGCUCCCUUUUCUGAGCAGCACUAACUUUACUGCGCAGUAAACAGCGUAAAUAUUAACCAAGAAAAGUUUACUCACCUAAACAGAACGGCGUCUUCUGCGACUGUUUCGCAAGCUUUCAAAUCGCCAAAACUUUCAUCUUAAAGCUGAAAUGUUCAGCUUUCAUUCGAAAUACUUUGUUUACCGAUAACUGAAAAGGGCCCCUCAAAACUUGAGUUCUUGUUUCAAGUGUCCGGAUACUGGGCAACAUACUGUAUAUAUACACCCAGUUUCACAUUACCCACAACACCCAUCGCCUCCUGUUUCUCCUGGGGGACCUCAAAUGGUUUUUCCGGGUGCGGAAUGCUGGAUUUUCCUUAUUUGGAGCUCGGGAUGCGGGAUUUGCCUUAGUUCAAGGCCGGGAUUCGGGAUUUUCAAACAAAAUUAGGACGAGAUUCGGGAUUAGAGUAUGCAGGUAAUGCAGGAUGCCCAAACUAACCAUCGGCAUUACGAGAUUCAGCGAGAAUUUGGGGCGUAAAUGAGGGCAUUGAAGAACACUAAUAUGGACCUUCUCCUUUGGGUAUUAACCUUUUAAACCUUAAGAUCAAAAUUCAAAUUUUCAUUUGUUAUCCCUAUACGUUUUCAAUAAAAGUAGUGGUGAGAAUUUGUUAAAGUAUCAAUAAGAUCCAUCUUGUGUGAUCAUGUCCGUAAUUCUCAUGACCAUUCUCUUUUAUAAAGCAGUGAUAUUACAAGGUGAAAUUUGACGCUGAUCACUCUUAGGGCUUAAAGGGUUAAAAAUGCCUAUGCAAAAUUUUAUGCAAACUUUUUCCGGGAAAACAAGGCGAGUUAUGAACAUACAAUACAAAAAUUUUGUCCAGUUUGAGGUUUAGAUUACGCCAUUCAGAGUAUGCCUCGGUCUCUCCUGCCCCUUGUCUUUGAGGAUUGAAUUUCACCAUCAUGCAUUGUAUAUGUAUGCCUCUCCCCUCCACUCCAUAAAUGCUUUACAAUGUCACCAAAAGGCUUGUUUGCUAUAUAAAACGUCGAAAAACGUUUUUUCACGAUUCAUUUUCACGAUCUAUUACAUUAAAAAGUUGAAUUUUUUUCAUCUUUUGUGUUUAUCAAAAAUAGAUCGAGAAAACGUGUUUCCUGCCGUUCUAGAUAAAGUAGCCUUCAAAGACUACAAGAAUAUCUGUUUAUUAAAAACUCAAAAUUAGAAUUUUUGAAAAGGGGUUAGUCCAUUGUUUUGGUCAAAAAUUGGAGAUUUCUUCAACUUUGAUUUUUACACAAAAUAGACCAAGAAAAAGUAUCUGGGAACGUUCUAUUUAAGAAAAAGUUUCUGAAAUCCUUUAUAACUCCCUGUCACGCCUUGUAACCCGUUGUAACCCCCUGUUACCCCUUGUAACUGCCUGUCACCCCUUGUAACCCCUUCUAACCCCCUGUAUUCUCAUGUAAUAGGUUGUGAAAAUAAGUCGUGAAAAAAGGAUUUUCGACAUUUUAUAUAGCAAAGAAGCUUUUCUGGAUACUAAAAACAUCGCUUUCAAUAACCCACAAAAUUGGCAGUUUUCCAAAGGUUUAGUUUAGUUAGUUUUGGUGAAAAAUUUGAAAUUUUGUUAACGUUUCGUUUUAUGCAAAAUACACCGAGAAAAAGUUUUUGCUGACGUUCUCGUUACAAAACAAGCCUUUCUAGACAAUACAAACAUGGAUUUAAAAAGAACGCCAAACUGGCAUUGUUCUAAAGGGCAUAGUCCAUGAUUUUGUUCAAAAAGUUGAAGUUUUUUGAUCUUUUGUUUUUAUCAAAAAAACAUCGCGAAAAAGCGUUUGCUGACGUUCUACAUAAAAAAGAAGGCUUAAAAGACUACACGAAUAUCUGUUUAUUAAAAACACAAAAUUAGAAGUUUUGCAAAGCGGUUAAUCCAUCGUUUCGGUCAAAAAUUUGACUUUUCUUGGACUUUGAUUUUUUUGCAAAAAGUAUGUAUGUUCUUUGUGUCCGUUGUCACCAUUGUCACCGUUGUCACCAUUGCCACUGUUGUCGCUGUUGUCACUGUUGUCGCUCUUGUCGCUGUUGUCACCGUUGUCACUGUUGUCACCCUUGUCACCGUUGUCACCGUUGUCACUGUUGUCACUGUUGUCACCGUUGUCCCUGUUGUCACUGUUGUAACUGUUGCACCGUUGUCACCGUCGUUGCCAUUGUCACUGUUGUCACGGUUGUCACCGUUGUCACCAUUGUCACUGUUCUCACCGUUGUCACCGUUGUCACUACUGUCACUAGGGACUUUAAGAUAGGUCACUACGGUCGCCUGGGACGGUUAGAUAGAUGUCACGUCACGCAAAACACGCGUGACCUUUUACCGUCGUCCUUCUGGGACGGUAUGUUUUCGCCGGGUUUCUCGUCGUGAAGACAACGGUGAAACCGUUGAGAGUUCAUGAAUACUUAUUGUCACUUUUCUUCUAAAACUGAGUAGCCAAUGGGUUAAAUAUGCGUUCGCUUGUGUUUACAUUGAUUUACCUAUCGGUGAAAUGAAAAAAAAAGCGAAAAUGUCUGAGUUCAUUCAUAACUUAGCUCGCGGCCGCAUGGCGACUGCUUGUCUUCUACCCAGUGUCGUCCACCAUGCACCAUGGCAGAGGAAAAUUGCCGAAAAGAAAGGUAAGGCCCAGUUCAAACGUUCAUCUUUUCAUGUACCGAACUUAAUACCUAUUUAGGUCGACCCAAAUGGUUCGAGGUUGAUUCAGGCGUCGAACUUAAAGUAUAGUCGAACUCGAUUCAUUUUCACGAUGUUCAAUGGUCUAGAAUGCUUUAAACAAGUGAAAAUAAAUUUUAGUAAUUUGUGCUUUAGUUUCGGCACAUGAGAAGUUCGACGUUUCAACUGGGCCUAACAGUGAUGAUUGUAGCCGUCUUUUUAUAACUUAAAACUGUAUUUUUAUCAAGAAAAGAUUUCUUUAACUCAAAUUUGUGUUGGCUUAGGAAAGGAAAGUUCAAAUAAAAACAUCGACUACAGUUUUGAAAACUAGCUAGCUUUAAUUUGUACCCUUAUUCUUCUGAUUGGUAUUCUUCGUAUAAAGUAAGAAACUCUUCUUCAGUAAUUGAGCCUUCUGCGAAAGAAAUUACAAGCGAGUUUCGCACAUGACUUCACCGUCCUCUGUUUUGUUGUCCGAUCUUAAAUUGAAAAUUUUCGCGGCUUCUUACCGUCAUGGCCCCAGGCCGCCCGUAUACGCAUCCAACCGUCCCAGCCUACCGUAGUGACCUAUCUUAAAUUCCCUACUGUUGUCACCAUUCCCACUGUUGUCACCGUUGUCACCGUUGUCACUGUUGUCACUGUUGCACCGUUGUCACCGUUGUCACCGUUGUCACUCUUGUCACUCAUGUCACUCUUGUCAGUGUUGUCAUCGUUGUCAGCGUUGUCACUGUUGUCACUGUUGUCACUGUUGUCACCGUUGUCACUGUUGUCACCGUUGUCACUGUUGUUACUGUUGUCACCGUUGUCACUGUUGUCACUGUUGUCACCGUUGUCACUGUUGUCAUUGUUGUCACUGUUCUCACUGUUGUCACAGUUGAACCGUUGUCACUGUUGUCACUGUUGACACUGUUGUCACCGUUGUCACUGUUGUCACCGUUGUCACUGUUCUCACUGUCCUCACUGUUGUCCCUGUUGUCACUGUUUUCACCGUUGUCAAUGUUGUCACCGUCGUCACCGUUGUCACCGUUGUCACUGUUGUCACUGUUGUCACCGUUGUCACUGUUGUCACUGUUGUGACCGUUGUCACUGUUGUCACCCUUGUCACUGUUGUCACUGUUGUCACUGUUGUCACCAUUGUCACCAUUGUCACUGUUGUCACCGUUGUCACUGUUGUCACCGUUGUCACCGUUGUCACCAUUGUCACUGUUGUCACUGUUGCACCGUUGUCACCGUUGUCACUUUUGACACUGUUGUCACCGUUGUCACUGGUUUCACCGUUGUCACUGGUUUCACCGUUGUCACUGUUGUCACUGUUGUCACCGUUGUCACUGUUGUCACUGUUGUCUCUGUUGUCACUGUUGUCACUGUUGCACCGUUGUCGCUGUUAUCACCGUUGUCACCGUUGUCACCAUUGUCACUGUUGUUACUGUUCACUGUUGUCACUGUUGUCACCGUUGUCACUGUUGUCACUGAUGUAAUUGUUGCCACCCUCGUCACCGUUGUCACCGUUGUCACUGUUGUCACUGUUCUCACUGUUCUCACCAUUGUCAAGGUUGUCACUGUUGUCACUGUUGUCACCGUUGUCACUGUUGUCACUGUUGUCACCGUUGUCACUGUUGUCACUGUUGUCACCGUUGUCACCGUUGUCACUGUUGUCACUGUUGCACCAUUAUCACCGUUUUCACCAUUGUCACCGUUGUCACUGUUGUCACCGUUGUCACUGUUGUGCCUGUUCCACCGUUGUCACAGUUGUCAGCAUUGUCAUUGUUGUCACUGUUGUCAUUGAUGUCACUGCUGUCAUUGUUGUAACUGUUGUCACUGUUGUCACUGUUGCCACUGUUGCAAUGUUGUCACCGUUGUCACCAUUGUCACUGUUGUCACUGUUGUCACCAUUGUCACUGUUGUCACUGUUGCACCGUUGUCACCGUUGUCACUUUUGGAACGGUUUUCACUGUUGUCACUUUUGGCAACGUUGUCACUGUUCUCACCGUUGUCACUUUUUUCACUGUGUUCACCGUUGUCACUGUUGUCACUGUUGCAUUGUUGUCGCCGUUGUCACCAUUGUCACUGUUGUCACUGUUGUCACCGUUGUCACCAUUGUCACUGUUGUCACUGUUGUCACUGUUGCACCGUUGUCACCGUUGUCCCUUUUGAAACUGUUGUCACCAUUGUCACUGGUUUCACCGUUGUCACUGUUGUCACUGUUGUCACCGUUGUCACUGUUGUCACCGUUAUCUCUGUUGUCACUGUUGUCACUGUUGCACUGUUGUCACUGUUAUCACCGUUGUCACCGUUGUCACUGUUAUCACCGUUGUCACCGUUGUCACUGUUGUCACCAUUGUCACCAUUGUCACUGUUGUUACCGUUCACUGUUGUCACUGUUGUCACUGUUGUCACUGAUGUCAUUGUUGCCACCUUUUGGACUGUUGUCACCGUUGUCACUGUUGUCACCAUUGUCACCGUUGUCACUGUUGUCACCGUUGUCACUGUUGUCCCUGUUGCACCGUUGUCACCGUUGUCACCAUUGUAACUGUUGUCACUGCUGUCACAUUUAUCACUGUUGUCACCGUUGUCACUGUUUUCACUGUUGUCACCAGUGUCAUCGGUGUUACCGUUGUCACCGUUGUCACUGUUGUCACUGUUGCACUGUUGUUACCGUUGUCACCAUUGUCACUGUUGUCUCUGUUGUCACUGUUCUAACUGUUUUCACCGAUGUCACCGUUGUCACUCUUGUCACCGUUGUCACCGUUAUCACCGUUGUCACUGUUGUCACUGUUGUCACCGUUGUAGCCGUUGUCACACUGUCACUGUUGUCACGGUUCUCACCUUUGUCCCUGUUGUCACCAUUGUCACUGUUCUCACUGUUGUCACCGUUGUCACUGUUGCACCGCUGUCACCAUUGUCGCUAUUGUCACUCUUGUCACUGUUGUCACUGUUGCACCGUUGUCACCGUUGUCAGCGUUGUCUCUGUUGUCACGGUUGUCACCGUUGUCAACGUUUUCACUGUUGUCACCGUUGUCACUGUUGCACUGUUGUUACGGUUGUCACCAUUGUCACUAUUGUCACUGUUGUCACUGUUGUCACUAUUGUCACCAUUGUCACUGUUGUCACUGUUGUCACCGUUGUCACUGUGUUCACCGUUGUCACCGUUGUCACCAUUGUCACUGUUCUCACUGUUGCACCGUUGUCACCGUUGUCACUUUUGACACUGUUGUCAACGUUGUCACUGGUUUCACCGUUGUCACUGUUGUCACCGUUGUCACUGUUGUCACCGUUGUCUCUGUUGUCACUGUUGCACCGUUAUCACCGUUGUCAGCGUUGUCUCUGUUGUCACGGUUGUCACCGUUGUCAACGUUUUCACUGUUGUCACCGUUGUCACUGUUGCACUGUUGUUACGGUUGUCACCAUUGUCACUAUUGUCACUGUUGUCACUGUUGUCACCGAUGUCACCGUUGUCACUGUUGUCACUGUUGUCACCGAUGUCACCGUUGUCACUGUUGUCACUGUUGUCACCGUUGUCACUGUUGUCACUGUUGUAACCGUUGUCACUGUUGUCACUGUUGUCACUGUUGUCACUGUUGUCACCGUUGUCACUGUUGUCAUUGUUGUCACUGUUCUCACUGUUGUCACAGUUGAACCGUUGUCUCUGUUGUCACUGUUGCACCGUUGUCACCGUUGUCAGCGUUUUCUCUGUUGUCACGGUUGUCACCGUUGUCAACGUUUUCACUGUUGUCACCGUUGUCACUGUUGCACUGUUGUUACGGUUGUCACCAUUGUCACUAUUGUCACUGUUGUCACUGUUGUCACCGAUGUCACCGUUGUCACUGUUGUCACUGUUGUCACCGAUGUCACCGUUGUCACUGUUGUCACUGUUGUUACUGUUGUCACCGUGGUCACCGUUGUCACUGUUGGCACUGUUGCACCGUUGUCACCGUUGUCACUGUUGUCACCGUUGUCACUGUUGUCACCGUUGUCACUGUUGUCCCUGUUCCACCGUUGUCACCGUUGUCAGCAUUGUCACUGUUGUCACUGCUGUCACUGUUGUCACUGUUGUAACUGUUGUCAGUGUUGUCAUUGUUGGCACUGUUGUCACCUUUGUCACUUUUUUUACUGUGUUCACCGUUGUCACUGUUGUCACUGUUGUCACUGUUGUCACCGUUGUCACCAUUGUCACGGUUGUCACUGUUGUCACUGUUGCACCGUUGUCAACGUUGUCACUUUUGAAACUGUUGUCACUGUUGUCACUGUUGGCACUGUUGUCACUGUUGUCACCGUUGUCACUUUUUUCACUGUGUUCACCGUUGUCACUGUUGUCACUGUUGCAUUGUUGUCACCGUUGUCACCAUUGUCACUUGUCACUGUUGUCACCGUUGUCACUGUUGUCACUGUUGUCACUGUUGUGACUGGUGCAUCGUUGUCACCGUUGUCACUUUUGAAACUGUUGUCACCGUUGUCAUCAAUGUCACUGGUUUCACCGUUGUCACUUUUGUCACUGUUGUCACCGUUGUCACUGUUGUCACCGUUGUCUCUGUUGUCACUGUUGCACUGUUGUCGCUGUUAUCACCGUUGUCACCGUUGUCACUGUUGUCACUGUUGUCACCAUUGUCACCGUUGUUACCUUUGUCACCUUUGUCACUGUUGUCACCGUUGUCACCGUUGUUACCUUUGUCACCUUUGUCACUGUUGUCACCGUUGUCACGGUUGUCAGUGUUGUCACCGUUGUUACUGUUGUCACUGUUGUUACUGUUGUCACCGUUGUAACUUUUGUCACUCUUGUCACUGUUGUCACCGUUGUCACUGUUGUGACCAUUGUCAGCAUUGUUACUGUUGUCACCGUUGUCACUGUUGUCACUGUCGUUACCAUUGUCACUGUUGUCACUGCUGUCAUUGUUGUCACCCUUGUCACCCUUGUCACCGUUGUCACUGUUGUCACUGUUGUUACCGUUGUCACCGUUGUCACUUUGUUCACCGUUGUCACUUUGUUCACCGUUGUCACUGUUGCACCGUUGUCACCAUUGUCACUGUUAUCACUGUUGUCAUCGUUGUCACCGUUGUCACUUUUGUCACUGUUGUCACCGUUCUCACAGUUGUCACUAUUGUCACCGUUCUCACUGUUGUCACCGUUGUCACUGUUGUCACUGGUGCAGCAUUGUCACCGUUGUCACUGUUGUCACUGUUGUCACCGUUGUGACUGUUUUUACUGUUGUCACUGUUGUCACCGAUGUCACUUUUCUCACCGUUUUCACUGAUGUCACUGAUGUCACUGUUGCAACUUUGUCACCAUUGUCACUGUUGUCACCGUUGUCACUGUUGUCACUGUUGUCACUUUUGUCACCGUUGUCACUGUUGUCACCGUUGUCACUGUUGUCACUGUUGCACCGUUGUCACCUUUGUCCCUGUUGUCACUGUUGUCACCUUUGUCCCCGUUGUCACUGUUUUCACUGUUGUCACCGUUGUCGCCUUUGUCACCGUUGUCGUUGUUGUUACCAUUGUCAACGUUGUUGCUGUUGUCACCAUUGCCGCUGUUGUCGCUCUUGUCAUUCCUACCGCGUUUGGUCACCCGAUUAAAUUUUGGGCAAAUUAAAUCUCUAUUACUACAUCUAGUUACACGACUAUUUUGCUGACCGAGUUCUCAAUAUAUAAGGGAACUUCACCCUGGAUGCGUUUGUGUGCCACACAAUAUUUAGCUAUUUUCUCUUCUUCAGAAAGAGGAAGCUAUUGUAGACUAUUAAAAAGCUUAACACUAGACGCCUGGUUAUUAGGGUCGGAAAUUACCGUUGCUGCUCUCUUUUGGAGCUUAAGAACACGGCUUAAAUUCUCCUUAUCACAACUAGUCCAGAUUGAACUGACAUAAUACAAUACAGAUCUUAUCAUAGAAUUAUAAUACAAUAGCCUUUGUUUCGUGGGCAGGCAAGAUCUUAUCUUUUUUAAUACGCCAAUUCGCUGAGACAGCUUUUUACAAAGUUUCUCUACAUAGGAAGUAAAUGAGAGUUCAGAGUCAAUUUCGAGACCUAGCAGCUUAGGACUGGGAACGAGUUCGAGUUCAGUUCCUUUGAUAGUAAAAGUCAUUCCUUCAUUGAUCUUUGAGGGGAGACGCUUGCCAGUGAUGAGCAUAGCCUUGGUUUUACCUUCAUUAAUUGGCAGUUUGUCCGAAGCUGCCCAAUCGACGAUUUCGGCAAUUGACGAGUUUAGGGUACCCUCUAACCUUCCGAUAGAGCUAUAGUUCGUACUGGAAGUCAGCGCUGUGUCGUUAGCAUACAAAUCAAUUCUUGAUUAAGUGACGUAAAGCGGUAAGUCAUUGAUAAAGACGAUAAAUAACAAGGGGCCAAGUAUGGAUCCCUGGGGAAUACCAUGACGAACAAUAGCGACACUUGACUGUUUAUCUCCCAGCUUAACAAGUUGGCGUCUGUCCUUUAAAUAAGAGGUAAACCAUUGAAGAGAAUCCCUACUAAGACCAUACACUUCAAGUUUCUCUAACAACAGGGUGUGAUCAAUCAUGUCAAACGCUUUACGAUAAUCUACCAAAACCAUUCCACUGACACGGUCAUUGUCAAGGUUGAAUAGCAGAUCGUCAAUAAUCUUGAUCAAGGCAGUUUCAGUACUUUGCUUCGAGCGAAAGCCCGAUUGUCUGAUGUAGAUUAAAUCGUUUUCGUACAAAAAGUUGUAGAGAGCAUUGUGAACAUGUCUCUCCGCAGUCUUAGACAGAAAGGGUAAAACUGAUAUUGGACGAUAGUUUUUAACAUCAGUGUGGUCUCCGCUUUUCAAGAUUGGUGUUACCUUGGCAGUUUUCCAACGACUGGGAAACACGUUUAAAGAAAAAGAUGGGUUGAUGAACUUUGUGGUUGAAAGUGCAAUAAUCGGAGCUGCUAGUUUAAGCAUUUGAGAACUGAUGCCGUCUUCACCAGUAAAUUUAUUGGAACCAAUUUUCAAAAGAUAGCCAAAAGCGUCUGCUUCUGCUAUAGGUGGAAUUGAGAAAGCAGCAGUUUCAUCCUUCCGAGAUCUUACUUAGAGGUUUCAAACAGCACGUCGGGUAACAGUUUUCUCAGCUUAUCUGCAAUGGUUGAGAAGUGAACAUUGAUUGCUUCAGUCAUUUCUUCGUUAUUUCCUAAAUCUUUCUCUUUGUUGCUUAUUGACACUGAUGAGCGAUUUGCUGGUCUUCCACAUUCCCUUGGUGUUAUUCUUAUUAUCUCGAAGGUAGUUUUAAAGAACUCGGACUUGGCUCUUCUCAAGAGAAAAACUGCUUUAUUCCGAGCUCCUUUGUAGCUUUCCCAGUCGGCAGGAGUUUUUGAUCUUUUUGCAAUUUUUAGAAGCCUGUCUUGCUUCCUCAGCUGCUUGAUGACAGAACUAUCUAACACGGGCGAUUCUGUGGCCUUUGCAACUCGUUUAACUCGCCAAGGACGUUCGAAUUUAGUGCCGAAUUAAACAACGAUUCCCACGAGGAGAGCAUAUCAUCGAUGUCGUCAAAAAUAAAUACCGAAUUGUCUUGAAAAGUACUUGAUUUCUUUAUAUGGUCUUGAAAAGUCCUUGAAACUCACUACUUCGUUUUCGCCACGUCAUUUUCUGUUAAAUUAGAUUUUAGACCAUAGGAAAAGUAACCAGUACAAAACAGAGAAAAAGGUCAGCGGAGUGAAACGAAAAUAAAUGGUCAGUACAAAACCGGAAGGAACAUUAUUUAGUCUGUGUUUCUUUAUUUCAAAUGCUAUUUUUGUAUCUCAGACUGCAAGUCAUACCCAGUGACUUCAUUUUGCAAAGUAGUGUUGUUACGGAAAGGAGUACAACAUAAUGUGAGAGAUUAUCAACCAGGGCUGAAGAUGUAAAAAUCGUAAACGACUCCAUCGAGUGUUUUAGCCAGUAUUAGGUGUUCAAAAGGGGUCAAAGAACGCUGAAUUAUUAGGCCUUGAAAAGUGUAAUUUGUCCUUGAAAAAUCCUUGAAUUUUUUUUCUCUGAAGUUGUACAAACUGCAUCUACCAGUUCUUUUGCAAUUUCUGUCCAAACACGAUCAUCUCUCUGAUAUACAUACCAUGGGCUGUAGUUCGUUUUUCGGCACAAAUUCACCGGAAAUCUUCUAUUUACCAAUUAGUCAAUAUUUAGGAGAUAAAGAAAUCCCUUGACACUUAUUCUCAUAACUUUUUUUAACUUCUCUUUUAGUUUUGGUUUCUAUGCGAACUUGUGCUACAGCAGCAAAGGAGGAAAAUUCCGAUAGGGCUCAUUGUGCCGCUGAUGGAAAGUGCUUUCUGAAUGAAGAGGGUGAGUGUGGUUCGGCAAGGAGACAUAUAAUAGCUGGUGAGCGUUACGUUUGGUUUUCACUAGCGACGGAGUCAGAGAGGGAGUCGCGAGCAAAGUCGUUAGAGCGCUUAUCACCCAGUGAAAAUCAAAAAUCGAAGUCGUAAGCGGAGUCAUAAGCGAGGCAGUAUACUAUUCUUACAAAGCGGAAAGACCCAAAGUUUUGUCGGCUGAAAGGUCUUCAGCAUGCGCUGUUGGUUAGUUCAUGUCAUUGUUUAUCCUGAGCAUUCAGAUGCAAUGUUUAACGUCGUCUAAACUUUCAUUACAUGAGGUGCGUGCACAGCCCGUGUUUAUUUGUUUAGGUUUCUAACAAGCAAGCCGUUUUGUCUCCGUUAGAAUGUUUCUGUUGGAAAACGUUUCCUUUACAGUAGAAGGUAAAGAUUACCUUAGCGGGCAAGAAAUGAAUAGGCAAUCAAGGUUUCUGCCUUUUCGGUAGAAGAAGCCAUUCGAGCCUGAUUUUCUUCGGGUUUAUUUUCAACCUCUUAUGUUGUUCAUUCAACUGUGAGAUUAACAUUAACUUCCAUAGAAUGAGCACGGUUGGAUUUUACAAACAAAUCUCGGUUUGCCUCAGCGGGCGAAGUCUCUACGGGUAAAGCGAAAUUGCAACGACACCCAGACAAGAAGUGCCGAAAAUCACGUACUUAGUUCUGUUCAUGUCAGUUACAAGUUGAAGUUUUGGAAUUUUUUUUUAGACAAUACUCAUCAAGCCAACACCAUAACAGAGCAUGCACACAAAUCACUUUACACCAAACAUUCUGUGCCAUUGAUUCCUGAAGGAAAGAAACCUAUUCUUCUAUGGUGGACUCAAGACCUAUUUCCACAUGACCGCAGCCAAAGUAAUCAUGAGAUUACGUGUAAGAAAGGCACGUGUAUCACCUCCAUUGAUCGCGGUCUCAAAAAUGACCCCGCGACUCGAGCAUUUAUCUUCUAUGGUACAGAUCUGCGCGCUGAUGACUUACCGCUGCCACGAAGGCCUUGGGACGAGUGGGCGCUUUUUCACGAGGAGUCACCGAAGAACAACUGGAUGCUGACCUUCGAGGACGCGCUGGUGUAAGUAUGGCGUCGAGGUCAUGGUUACUUUUUACGAUGCUUUUUUGUGAAUUGGUCAUUUCCGAGUUCCAAAACCCCAGCGUUUUUCAACACUAGGCUAAGUGCAAACCCUUUCUUGUGGGAAUGAGCCUUAUUUUGGGUGAGAACUAAAAAAUAAGUUCAUAUCAAAGGCUACGCGCGUAUCAUCGUUUUGGGACAAAGGCUCGGUAAACCUGGAAAUGGUCUGUUAUAAGCCUGCACUGUCUCUUUGCAGUUAGAAGUCGACUCGUAAAACCUCUAUCUUUAGCAAAGAAUUUACUGAACAUUAACACUUUUGCCACACAGAACUUUUGCAUUAUUGAUAGUCUUGAUAUUAUAAUAGACCUUUUACCCGAUACGGCGGCCAUAUUGAAUUAAUUCGAUUUAAGGAGUAUUAUAGGAUGCUCAGGGGGCAAGAGCACAUUUCUUUUGUAUUUUCGAGCGCUUUUCGGGACAUUUUUUCCUAAGGUUUUCUUAGAAUAAGAUUGUAAUGGGAAAAAAGAUCCUUGUGCCGCGUUUGGAUGUAAUAAUGAUCGCCUUUUCCCCGAGAAAUAUACAGUGAAAGACCAUAUUUCUAAUACUAAACUAGAAAAAGACGAUUAUUAUUACAUCCAAACACGGCACAAGGAUAUUUUUUCCCAUUACAAUCUUAUACUAAGAAAACUUUAAGAAAAAAUGUCCCGAAAAGCGCUCGAAAAUACAAAAGAAAUGUGCCCCUGGGCAUCCUAUAAUACUCCUUAAAUCGAAUUAAUGCAAUAUGGCCGCCGUAUCGGUGAAAAGGUCUAUUGGUAGGAACAAUGCUGCAUUCUGCCUUUUCAUUAAUAUUUGAAUAGUAAUGAUGCAAAAUUGUAACAGUGCAAGACGUCAACAAAUCUUUGCCCAUAGAGUUUACGUUAAACUUAAGCGUCUGAAAUGUUCGAUCUCAGGGUCUUAGGAGUUAAAAGGCUUUUUGCAUGUACCUGUUUUUCUCUCAUCUUUUGUAGUCUUUUUAAUCACACGGCAACAUUUCGACGUGAAUCGGAUUAUCCUCUUUCGACUCACUUUAUAAAAGAUCUAAAGGAUUGGACAGAGACGCCUGCAGUUUCAAUCACGGAGAAAAAUAGGUCAGUAACCGAUACAUAUGCUUCUGACGUAAAUAACUGCCCUAAAAAUGUAGUGUCUACAGCAGCACACUGGGUGUCAAAAUCUUCCUCGGCGGGUUUGGAUGUGACGUCACCCAUCAAGCUAGUCAGGAUAGUUCGCUAUCGCGCUCGAUUCCAGGUCUCCUCCACUGACUCGGAUUGAGACGAGUUUGGGUAUUAAAGAUUUUCCCGCCUUAUUUCCACUGUUGUUUGUUUUGCCCCAUCGAUAGUAAGCCCGUGACAAAACGUUCAGUCUUAAAAGGCCAAAUAUUUUUUGUUUUGGUUUGCGACUGGUUUGUUGCUUUCUAACAUUUGCCUAAGACAUUAUCCACUCAAGUGGCCAGCAUCUAUGCACUUUUUGGGACAAAAGAAGGCAUUUCCAUUAGAAAAGACUUAAACUCCCAUAGGAUUUUGUUUGGAAUAACAACAUGGCCGCUUUUACAUUGUUUUGGACCACCACUAUGGCCACCGUGACGUCAGGUGAAAAAGGUUAAUUGUGAGGUUGAGUAAGUGACUGGGGCGGUAUUGCAUUUUGGGUCUUUCUUGGGGGAUGUGUGGGGAGGAAGACUCGGCUAGUGUCACGAAGGUCCUAGAAGGCACUUAUCCUAGCGCCAUAUGUUUUCUGUAUUCAGUUUACAUUCAAAGGCUUGCACUUCUCCAUACUGUUUGGUUCCUCUUAGUACUAGGAUCUUCCUAGCUGAGAGGUAGGAAGAUCCUAGCACCAUGUCAUCUAAGACGAUCCUUGUACUGGGGACAAACCAGAGAUGAGUACUCACGGCAAUAAAGGCCGACCAUUUUGUUUGGUGUUGCCACGAGCUGAUUGUUGUGCUAAUUCUGCUGAAAGGUAGUGAUUAACGCCGGUAAAGAGAGAAGAAGGGCCAAAAUUACAUUUUUGUUUCUAUCGCCCGCCAUCUUUGAUUCCUUCUCUACUUUGGCACCACACGGAACGUAACUGUUUCUGCAUUUAAACCCAACGAAAAGUUGUUCCGCCUUCUAGGAUCUUCCUCUCUCCAUGUAAACAGCCCCUUAGUUCCUUCGCAAUAGCCGUUAAAAGAAAGCGAUGGUACCCCCAGCAAGUCUCACGCUUAACUGAAACUAGACAAUCCACUAAAAAAGUUUUCUAUGUUUUCAGGUUGCAAAAAGAGAAAGGCCUUGCUCCUAUCGUGUAUGUCCAGAGCGACUGCUACACUCCGUCAGAUCGAGAGAGGUACGUGAAAGAGUUAAUGCAGUACAUUGAUAUUGAUUCAUACGGACAGUGUCUUAACAACCGUAAAAUGCCAGACGACAUUAAUGGCUUUCUCAAGCUUCAUAGUUCAGAGUAUUACAAGUUCCUUGCGCAGUAUAAAUUCAACAUUGCCUUCGAGAAUGCCGUGUGUAACGAUUAUAUGACUGAAAAAUUAUUUCGACCAUUCGAAGUUGGAGCUGUGCCCAUUGUUAUGGGCUCACCGGCGGCAAAGGACUGGAUGCCUAAUGAGAAAUCUGCAGUCUUUGUGAACGAUUUUAAGCACGCCAAAGACCUUGCGGAUUUUGUAAAAUACCUUAAUGCUAACGAUGAUGAGUAUGCGCAGUAUAUGAGAUACAAAGACCCUAAACAUAUAACAAACGAGUUUCUUCUCAAGAUGGUGGACGAAAGACCGUGGCGUGUACUAGGAGAAUGGGACAAAAUUAACUUCGGUCACCGCAUGUAUGCUAAUUUUGAGUGUCACGUGUGCGACCGCGUGAUUGAGCGCCAAGAAGCACUGCGGGCUCAUAAGUUGGCCCCAGAGAAAAAUCCACCCCCUCCCCCUAGAAUGGCGAAGAGAGAUCACCUGGAAUGUCCCGAGCCAACUAUUUCUUUAGCUACAAAGGAGAGGGUGAACAAGAGUGUGAAUUACUGGGAAGGAUUUUAUGAGGCUCGUGCAUUGAAAACGAUGCUGUUAGCGGGGGAAACAAAUGCCACUAAAUUUCAAUCUAAAUACUUGAAACGAUUGACGGACAAGUAUGAUAAAUGGGUACGGUAAUUUCGAGUAAGUUUCAAAUCAGUGAGAUAGACUUGAAUCUUGAAGGAAGUGUAAAGCCUCAAGGCGGUGAGACCACGAUAGGAAAUUAGAUGCAGAAAGAAAACAAUAAACUUCAAAUAACAAUGCAGGUGACUGAAACGAAGAGGUAAAGUUCCAAGGCAGAAAAACACAACACAAUCAAAAAUUGGUAUAUAGCUAGUCUGGUG
Messenger RNA from Porites lobata, 27054 nucleotides. The record is from the annotation of a GenBank genome assembly. Lineage: Eukaryota; Metazoa; Cnidaria; Anthozoa; Scleractinia; Poritidae.